ACAACUGUAGAAUCUAAAACAACAGAAGCCAUCACUACAACUGUAGAACCUACAACAACGGAAGCUAUCACUACAACUGUAGAACCUACAACAACAGAAGCUAUCACUACAACUGUGGAACCUACAACAACCGAAGCUGCCACUUCUACUGUAGAACUUACAACAACUGAAGAUAUGACUUCAACUGUAGAACCUACAACAACGGAAGCUAUUACUACAACUGUGGAACCUUCAACAUCAGAAGCUAUCACUACAACUGUGGAAUCUUCAACAUCAGAAGCUAUCACUACAACUGUGGAAUCUACUACAACAGAAGCCAUCACUACAACUAAGCUAUCACUACAACUAACCUACAACAACGGAAGCUAUCACUACAACUGUGGAAUAUUCAACAUCAGAAGCUAUCACUACAACUCUAUCACUACAACUCUGGAACCUACAACAACCGAAACUGCCACUACUACUUUAGAACUUACAACAACUGAAGAUAUAACUUCAGCUGUAGAACCGACAACAACAGCAGCUGUCACUACAACUGUUGAAUCUACAACAACAGAAGAUAUCACUACAACUUUAGAACAUACAACAACGGAAGCCAUCACUACAACUGUACAACCAACAACAACGGAAGCUGCCACUACUACUGUAGAACUUACAACAACUGAAGAUAUAACUUCAACUGUAGAACCUACAACAACAGAAGCUAUCACUACAACUGUGGAACCUACAACAACCGAAGCUGCCACUACUACUGUAGAACUUACAACAACUGAAGAUAUUACUUCAACUGUAGAACCUACAACAACGGAAGCUAUCACUACACCUGAGGAACCUACAACAACAGAAGCUAUCACUACAACUGUGGAACCUACAACAACCGAAGCUACCACUACUACUUUAGAACUAACAACAACUGGAGAUAUAACUUCAACUGUAGAACCUACAACAACAGCAGCUGUCACUACAACUGUUGAAUCUACAACAACAGAAGGUAUCACUACAACUUCAGUACAUACAACAACGGAAGCCAUCACUACAACUGUAGAACUUACAACAUCCGAAGCUGCCACUACUACUGUAGAACUUACAACAACUGAAGAUAUAACUUCAACUGUAGAACCUACAACAACGGAAGCUAUCACUUCAACUGUAGAACCUACAACAAACGAAGCUGCCACUACUACUGUAGAACUUACAACAACUGAAGAUAUAACUACAACUGUUGAAUCUACAACAACAGAAGCUAUCACUACAACUGUGGAACCUACAACAACCGAAGCUGCCACUACUACUUUAGAACUAACAACAACUGGAGAUAUAACUUCAACUGAACCUACAACAACGAAAGCUGUCACUAUAACUAUUGAAUCUACAACAACAGAAGCUAUCACUACAACUGUGGAACCUAUAACAACCGAAGCUGCCACUACUACUUUAGAACUUACAACAACUGAAGAUAUAACUUCAACUGUAGAACCUACAACAACGAAAGCUGUCAGUACAACUGUUGAAUCUACAACAACAGAAGCUAUCACUACAACUGUGGAACCUACAACAACCGAAGCUGCCACCACUACUUUAGAACUAACAACAACUGGAGAUAUAACUUCAACUGUAGAACCUACAACAACGGAAGCUAUCACUACAAGUAAGGAACCUACAUCAACAGAAGCUUUGACUACAACUGUAGAAACUACAUCAACAGAAGGUAAAACUACAACUGUAAAACCUACAACAACGGAAUCAAUCACUACAACUGUGGAACCUACAACAACCGAAGCUGCCACUACUACUGUAGAACUUACAACAACUGAAGAUAUAACUUCAACUGUAGAACCUACAACAACAGAAGCUAUCACUACAACUGUGGAACCUACAACAAACGAAGCUGCCACUACUACUUUAGAACUAACAACAACUGGAGAUAUAACUUCAACUGUAGAACCUACAACAACAGCAGCUGUCACUACAACUGUUGAAUCUACAACAACAGAAGAAGCUAUCACUACAACUGUGGAACCUACAACAACCGAAGCUGCCACUACUACUGUAGAACUUACAACAACUGAAGAUAUAACUUCAACUGUAGAACCUACAACAACGAAAGCUGUCACUACAACUGUUGAAUCUACAACAACAGAAGCUAUCACUACAACUGUGAAACCUACAACAACCGAAGCUGCCACUACUACUUUAGAACUAACAACAGCUGGAGAUAUAACUUCAACUGUAGAACCUACAACAACGGAAGCUAUCACUACAACUGUAGAACCUACAACAACCGAAGCUGCCACUACUACUGUAGAACUUACAACAACUGAAGAUAUAACUUCAACUGUAGAAUCUACAACAACGGAAGCUAUCACUACAACUGUAGAACCUACAACAACGGAAGCUAUCACUACAACUGUGGAACCUACAACAACAGAAGCUGCCACUACUACUUUAGAACAUACAACAACUGAAGAUAUAACUUCAACUGUAAAACCUACAACAACAGCAGCUGUAACUACAGCUGUUCAAUCUACAACAACAGAAGAUAUUACUACAACUUCAGAACCUACAACAACGGAAGCCAUCACUACAACUGUGGAACCUACAACAACCAAAGCUGCCACUACUACUGUAGAAAUUACAACAACUGAAGAUAUAACUUCAACUGUAGAACCUACAACAACACAAGCUAUCACUACAACUGUAGAACCUACAACAGAAGCUAUCACUACAACUGUGGAACCUACAACAACCGAAGCUGCCACUACUACUGUAGAACUUACAACAACUGAAGAUACAACUUCAACUGUAGAACCUACAACAACAGAAGCUAUCACUACAACUGUAGAACCAACAACAACAGAAGCUAUCAGUACAACUGUGGAACCUAAAACAACCGAAGCUGCCACUACUACUGUAAAACUUACAACAACUGAAGAUAUAACUUCAACUGAAGAAUCUACAACAACAGAAGAUAUCACUACAACUGUGGAAUCUUCAACAACAGAAUCUAUCACUACAACUUUGGAACCUACAACAACAGAAGCUUUGACUACAACUGUAGAACCUACAACAACAGAAGGUAUAACUACAACUGUAAAACCUACAACAACGGAAUCAAUCACUACAACUGUGGAACCUUCAACAUCAGAAGCUAUCACUACAACUGUGGAACCUUCAACAUCAGAAGCUAUCACUACAACUGUGGAACCUUCAACAUCAGAAGCUAUCACUACAAGUGUGGAAUCUCCAACAUCAGAAGUUAUCACUACAACUGUAGAAUCUACAACAACAGAAGCCAUCACUACAACUGUAGAACCUACAACUACGGAAGUUAUCACUACAACUGUAGAACCUACAACAACAGAAGCUAUCACUACAACUGUGGAACCUACAACAACCGAAGCUGCCACUUCUACUAUAGAACUUACAACAACUGAAGAUAUAACUUCAACUGUAGAACCUACAACAACGGAAGCUAUCACUACAACUGUGGAACCUACAACAACAGAAGCUAUCACUACAACUGUGGAACCUACAACAACUGAAGAUAUAACUUCAACUGUGGAAUCUACAACAACGGAAGCUAUCACUACAACUGUAGAACCUACAACAACGGAAGCUAUCACUACAACUGUGGAACCUACAACAACCGAAGCUGCCACUACUACUUUAGAACAUACAACAACUGAAGAUAAAACUUCAACUGUAAAACCUACAACAACAGCAGCUGUAACUACAACUGUUGAAUCUACAACAACAGAAGAUAUCACUACAACUUCAGAACCUACAACAACGGAAGCCAUCACUACAACUGUUGAACCUACAACAACCAAAGCUGCCACUACUACUGUAGAAAUUACAACAACUGAAGAUAUAACUUCAACUGUAGAACCCACAACAACACAAGCUAUCACUACAACUGUAGAACCUACAACAGAAGCUAUCACUACAACUGUGGAACCUACAACAACCGAAGCUGCCACUACUACUGUAGAACUUACAACAACUGAAGAUACAACUUCAACUGUAGAACCUACAACAACAGAAGCUAUCACUACAACUGUAGAACCAACAACAACAGAAGCUAUCAGUACAACUGUGGAACUUAAAACAACCGAAGCUGCCAUUACUACUGUAAAAAUUACAACAACUGAAGAUAUAACUUCAACUGUAGAAUCUACAACAACAGAAGAUAUCACUGCAACUGUGGAAUCUUCAACAACAGAAUCUAUCACUACAACUUUAGGACCUACAACAACAGAAGCUUUGACUACAACUUUAGAUCCUACAACAACAGAAGGUAUAACAACAACUGUAAAACCUACAACAACGGAAUCAAUCACUACAACUGUGGAACCUUCAACAUCAGAAGCUAUCACUACAACUGUGGAACCUUCAACAUCAGAAGCUAUCACUACAAGUGUGAAACCUACAACAACCGAAGCUGCCACUACUACUUUAGAACUAACAACAGCUGGAGAUAUAACUUCAACUGUAGAACCUACAACAACGGAAGCUAUCACUACAACUGUAGAACCUACAACAACCGAAGCUGCCACUACUACUGUAGAACUUACAACAACUGAAGAUAUAACUUCAACUGUAGAAUCUACAACAACGGAAGCUAUCACUACAACUGUAGAACCUACAACAACGGAAGCUAUCACUACAACUGUGGAACCUACAACAACCGAAGCUGCCACUACUUCUUUAGAACAUACAACAACUGAAGAUAUAACUUCAACUGUAAAACCUACAACAACAGCAGCUGUAACUACAACUGUUGAAUCUACAACAACAGAAGAUAUCACUACAACUUCAGAACCUACAACAACGGAAGCCAUCACUAUAACUGUGGAACCUACAACAACCAAAGCUGCCACUACUACUGUAGAAAUUACAACAACUGAAGAUAUAACUUCAACUGUAGAACCUACAACAACACAAGCUAUCACUACAACUGUAGAACCUCCAACAGAAGCUAUUACUUCAACUGUGGAACCUACAACAACCGAAGCUGCCACUACUACUGUAGAACUUACAAUAACUGAAGAUACAACUUCAACUGUAGAACCUACAACAACAGAAGCUAUCACUACAACUGUAGAACCAACAACAACAGAAGCUAUCAGUACAACUGUGGAACCUAAAACAACCGAAGCUGCCACUACUACUGUAAAACUUACAACAACUGAAGAUAUAACUUCAACUGUAGAAUCUACAACAACGGAAGCUAUCACUACAACUGUGGAAUCUUCAACAACAGAAUCUAUCACUACAACUUUGGAACCUACAACAACAGAAGCUUUGACUACAACUGUAGAACCUACAACAACAGAAGGUAUAACUACAACUGUAAAACCUACAACAACGGAAUCAAUCACUACAACUGUGGAACCUUCAACAUCAGAAGCUAUCACUACAACUGUGGAACCUUCAACAUCAGAAGCUAUCACUACAACUGUGGAACCAACAACAACAGAAGCUAUCAGUACAACUGUGGAACCUAAAACAACCGAAGCUGCCAUUACUACUGUAAAACUUACAACAACUGAAGAUAUAACUUCAACUGUAGAAUCUACAACAACAGAAGAUAUCACUGCAACUGUGGAAUCUUCAACAACAGAAUCUAUCACUACAACUUUGGGAUUUACAACAACAGAAGCUUUGACUACAACUGUAGAACCUACAACAACAGAAGGUAUAACUACAACUGUAAAACCUACAACAACGGAAUCAAUCACUACAACUGUGGAACCUUCAACAUCAGAAGCUAUCACUACAACUGUGGAACCUUCAACAUCAGAAGCUAUCACUACAAGUGUGGAAUCUCCAACAUCAGAAGCUAUCACUACAACUGUAGAAUCUACAACAACAGAAGCCAUCACUACAACUGUAGAACCUACAACAACGGAAGCUAUCACUACAACUGUAGAACCUACAACAACAGAAGCUAUCACUACAACUGUGAAACCUACAACAACCGAAGCUGCCACUACUACUUUAGAACUAACAACAGCUGGAGAUAUAACUUCAACUGUAGAACCUACAACAACUGAAGUUAUCACUACAACUGUAGAACCUACAACAACCGAAGCUGCCACUACUACUGUAGAACUUACAACAACUGAAGAUAUAACUUCAACUGUAGAAUCUACAACAACGGAAGCUAUCACUACAACUGUAGAACCUACAACAACGGAAGCUAUCACUACAACUGUGGAACCUACAACAACCGAAGCUGCCACUACUACUUUAGAACAUACAACAACUGAAGAUAUAACUUCAACUGUAAAACCUACAACAACAGCAGCUGUAACUACAACUGUUGAAUCUACAACAACAGAAGAUAUCACUACAACUUCAGAACCUACAACAACGGAAGCCAUCACUACAACUGUGGAACCUACAACAACCAAAGCUGCCACUACUACUGUAGAAAUUACAACAACUGAAGAUAUAACUUCAACUGUAGAACCUACAACAACACAAGCUAUCACUACAACUGUAGAACCAACAACAACAGAAGCUAUCAGUACAACUGUGGAACCUAAAACAACUGAAGCUGCCACUACUACUGUAAAACUUACAACAACUGAAGAUAUAACUUCAACUGUAGAAUCUACAACAACGGAAGCUAUCACUACAACUGUGGAAUCUUCAACAACAGAAUCUAUCACUACAACUUUGGAACCUACAACAACAGAAGCUUUGACAACAACUGUAGAACCUACAACAACAGAAGGUAUAACUACAACUGUAAAACCUACAACAACGGAAUCAAUCACUACAACUGUGGAACCUUCAACAUCAGAAGCUAUCACUACAACUGUGGAACCUUCAACAUCAGAAGCUAUCACUACAACUGUGGAACCUUCAACAUCAGAAGCUAUCACUACAAAAGCUAUCACUACAACUGUGGAACCUACAACAACCGAAGCUGCCACUUCUACUAUAGAACUUACAACAACUGAAGAUAUAACUUCAACUGUAGAACCUACAACAACGGAAGCUAUCACUCCAACUGUGGAACCUACAACAACAGAAGCUAUCACUACAACUGUGGAACCUACAACAACCGAAGCUGCCACUACUACUUUAGAACUUACAACAACUGAACAUAUAACUUCAACUGUAGAACCUACAACAACGGAAGCUGUCACUACAACUGUUGAAUCUACAACAACAGAAGAUAUCACUACAACUUCAGAACCUACAACAACGGAAGCAAUCACUACAACUGUGGAACCUACAACAACCAAAGCUGCCACUACUACUGUAGAACUUACAACAACUGAAGAUAUAACUUCAACUGUAGAACCUACAACAACACAAGCUAUCACUACAACUGUAGAACCUACAACAACAGAAGCUAUCACUACAACUGUGGAACCUACAACAACCGAAGCUGCCACUACUACUGUAGAACUUACAACAACUGAAGAUACCACUACAACUGUAGAACCUACAACAACAGAAGAUAUCACUACAACUGUGGAACCUACAACAACAGAAGCUUUGACUACAACUGUAGAACCUACAACAACAGAAGGUAUAACUACAACUGUAAAACCUACAACAACGGAAUCAAUCACUACAACUGUGGAACCUUCAACAACAGAAGCUAUCACUACAACUGUAGAACCAACAACAACAGAAGCUAUCAGUACAACUGUGGAACCUACAACAACCGAAGCUGCCACUACUACUGUAAAACUUACAACAAAUGAAGAUAUAACUUCAACUGUAGAAUCUACAACAACAGAAGAUAUCACUACAACUUCAGAUCAUACAACAACGGAAGCCAUCACUACAACUGUAGAACCAACAACAACCGAAGCUGCCACUACUACUGUAGAACUUACAACAACUGGAGAUAUAACUUCAACUGUAGAACCUACAACAACGGAACCUACAACAACAGAAGAUAUCACUACAAAUUUAGAACAUACAACAAUGGAAGCCAUCACUACAACUGUAGAACCUACAACAACCAAAGCUGCCACUACUAAUGUAGAACUUACAACAACUGAAGCUAUCACUACAACUGUGGAACCUACAACAACUGAAGAUAUAAUUAUAACUGUAGAUCCUACAACAACGGAAGCUAUCACUACAACUGUAGAACCUACAACAACAGAAGAUAUCACUACAACUGUGGAACCUACAACAACAGCAGCUGCCACUACUACUGUAGAACUUACAACAACUGAAGAUAUAUCUUCAUCUGUAGAACCUACAACAACGGAUGCUAUCACUACAACUGUAGAACCUAAAACAACAGAAGCUAUCACUACAGCUGUGGAACCUACAACCACCGAAGCUGCCACUACUACUUUAGACAUUACAACAACUGAAGAUACAACUUCAACUGUAGAACCUACAACAACAGCAGCUGUCACUACAACUGUUGAAUCUACAACAACAGAAGAUAUCACUACAACUUUAGAACCUACAACAACAGAAGCUAUCACUACAACUGUGGAACCUACAACAACCGAAGCUGCCACUACUACUGUAGAACUUACAACAACUGAAGAUAUAACUUCAACUGUAGAACCUACAACAAUGGAAGCUAUCAUUACAACUGUAGAACCAACAACAACAGAAGCUAUCACUACAACUCUAGAACCUACAACAACCGAAGCUGUCACUACUACUGUAGAAAUUACAACAACUGAAGAUAUAACUUCAACUAACCUACAACAACCGAAGCUGCCACUACUUCUAACGUACAACAACAGAAGCUAUCACUACAACUCUAUCACUACAACUGUAGAACCUACAACAACCCAAGCUGCCACUACUACUGUAGAACUUACAACAACUGAAGAUAUAACUUCAACUGUAGACCCUACAACAACAGAAGCUAUCACUACAACUGUUGAAUCUACAACAACAGAAGAUAUCACUACAACUUUAGAACAUACAACAACGGAAGCCAUUACUACAAAUGUAGAACCAACAACAACCGAAGCUGCCACUACUACUGUAGAACUUACAACAACUGAAGAUAUAACUUCAACUGUAGAACCUACAAGAACGGAAGCUAUAACUACAACUGUAGAACCUACAACAACAGAAGCUAUCACUACAACUGUGGAACCUACAACAACCGAAGCUGCCACAACUUCUGUAAAACUUACAACAACUGAAGAUAUAACUUCAACUGUAGAACCUACAACAACAGCAGCUGUCACUUCAACUGUUGAAUCUACAACAACAGAAGAUAUCACUACAACUUUAGAACAUACAACAACGGAAGCCAUCACUACAACUGUAGAUUUUACAACAACCGGAGCUGCCACUACUACUGUAGAACUUACAACAACUGAAGAUAUAACUUCAACUGUAGAACCUACAACAACGGAAGCUAUCACUACAACUGUAGAACCUACAACAACAGAAGCUAUCACUACAACUGUGGAACCUACAACAACAGAAGCUGCCACUACUAAUGUAGAACUUACAACAACUGAAGAUAUAAUUUCAACUGUAGAACCUACAACAACGGAAGCUAUCACUACAACUGUAGAACCAACAACAACAGAAGCUAUCACUACAACUGUAGAACCUACAACAACAGCAGCUGCCACUACUACUGUAGAACUUACAACAACAGAAGAUAUCACUACAACUUUAGAACCUACAACAACAGAAGCUAUCACUACAACUGUGGAACCUACAACAACCGAAGCUGCCACUACUACUGUAGAACUUACAACAACUGAAGAUAUAACUUCAACUGUAGAACCUACAACA
This is a messenger RNA of Mytilus californianus (California mussel), 9759 nucleotides long. RefSeq names its product mucin-2-like. The annotation marks the transcript as partial. Lineage: Eukaryota; Metazoa; Mollusca; Bivalvia; Mytilida; Mytilidae. The transcript is spliced from 11 exons. The record is from RefSeq and is a predicted model, not a curated record.